Molecule: messenger RNA, 16243 nt
Organism: Porites lobata
Lineage: Eukaryota; Metazoa; Cnidaria; Anthozoa; Scleractinia; Poritidae
Source: the annotation of a GenBank genome assembly
ACAAACUAAAGAUGGCGGACGGCCAUCAUGAAAAUGUGGAAAACGUAAACAUCGCAGAGACAAAUGGUAGUGGUUUGAUUGACGUUGAAGAAACAGAAGAGGUUGCACGCUAUUCUAUUUUCUUUUUGAUUUGUGUUAGAUUGUAAAUACUAUUUUAAGGUGAUCUUAUGUUAGAGUCAGUAAAAGUUGCAGGUUCCCAAACUUUUCACAGUAAAAUGCACGGCAUAAAUUAGUUUUGACUCUCUUCCUCCUCUCAGCAGGAUUUGCAAAUUGAUCUUGAUCUCGGUGAACUGGACCUCACAUCUCAAGAUGAAUUUAUUUUGGACGAAGUGGAUGGUAAGGGAACUGGAGCAGCUCUCAUUUACCAAUUGAUAGUGAGAAUUAGAUUGAAUAAUUUAAAUUCAAUAAUCUUAAUAAUAUUAUUUUAUUGAUGUUUAACUUAACAGUAUAGUUAAAACCUACACUCAAAACAGCAGCAACAGCAACAACAUUGAAAAAAUUCUCAAUUUUUUUACAAGCAGACUGAAGGAGGAAACUAUUAAUAAUUGUUAUUGGCUGGUAGAGACUUGAAUCCAUAGCUCAAAGGAGUGGUUUUAGGGAAAACAAGGUGUGUGUGUGGGAGGGGAGGGGGGGGGUUGUUUAGUCUCACGGGCUCACAAACCUCCUUUUGAGCUACGGAAUCUGACCAUUUCCUUACUGGCUUUGUGUUUCUAGUUCAUAUACAAGAGAACUUAGAAGAUGAGCUGGUGAAAGAAGCUUUAGAAAAGGUAGGGAACAAUGCUUUAGGUGCUGAUUUCCUGUGGAUCCAAAGGUAUUAUGCUCAUAAAUUACCUGUGACACGGGGGGGGAGGGGGGGGGGUGUUUGGGGGUGUUAUGGGGGGGUUGCGGCCAGGGGUCAUUUUGAAAAUCGUGAUUGGUUUUGGGGGAUGAUUUUCAGAUAAGGGAGUAUUACCUGGACUGGUAAAAAGGUUUCAGGUGUAUUGAUAUUAUUGUAUCAAGUUUAUUGAUUGUUGCAAGUGUAUCAAGUGUACUGGAGAUGUCAGCCUCUGCAGAUCUCAAACUGGGUCUGUAGAUAUUUCCUCUUGCACAGGUACCUCCUUCCACUAUCAUCCCACUCCCAAAUGGCUGACACACACCUAACAGGCACAUAAUCAUCCCACCCUCAUUAAAGGUUGAAGAUAAAAGGUGCCAACAGAUGCUGCAAAGAAACCCUACAAUGGACUGAAAAAUUAGAAUUUAUACUGAUGUAGCAAAAUUUGGGUUUGAUGAUUUUACAUCCUGCCUCAUGGAAGAGGUCAAAUGUCAAUGCUAUCUGGGAGCUUUGGUUCCCUGUAUGGGAGUCCCAGUUCUGAUGUGAUUAACACAUAAUUGUGCCUUUAAUUAUCGGUGCAUAAAUUUUUGCCGGUGCCCAAGCAGUGACUGUGUUGCACUUAAUUGGAAUUCCUUUUUUUGUAUCUUAUACUCUAACACCUUAAACUUUUAUACUCUGAGGGAGCCCAAUAUCUACAUGUAUAAGCCUUAUGGUUUCUUUUUGGGCUUCCUCACCACAUUGCUUCUGUGUAUUUUCUGUAUUCUUGUCUUUUGUUUUUUUCUAUGGUGAAAUAAAGAAACUAAACUAUACUAAACUAAACUAAAUCUUAGGGGGUAGACCUCAGGCAAUAUUCAAGACAAAUUGAAGGAGAAUUGCAUGAAGUGGAGAAUGCUUCAAUCCUGGACUGUAUCCUUUUCAUUAGUAUUCACUUGUAAUGGGGUGUAUUUUCAUAAGUAGCCUGCAGAAGAGGCAUUGUUUUUCUCAAGAUCUUCAGAACAAGGGGUAUAGAAUGGUUUCUCAAAAAUGUGGGUCUUGGAAAAUUUUGGCCAGAUCUCGAAAUCUCGGAAGCAUUUGUGAUAGGUCUGAAAGUCUCGUUUUCAGGUGAUUUUGCGUUUGGAGUCUUGAAUUUUGAAACCACAAAGUCUCAAAGCUACCAUACUGUACCCCUAGAAGAGCAAACACAAGCACAAGAAAGGCAAAACAUGUCUGAUGUGGAAGGCACCCCUUCUUUUGCACAUGAUUGUCACUCACUCUAUGCCCCCCUCAAGCCUUGUAAGCCUUGCCUUUUUGUAUAGUGAUGUUGUAUUUCUCCCAAGUUUAACUUAACCUGUGUUGCUUAAAGAUAUCAAGGAAAGUGAAAAUAUUGCAAGCCUUCACAACCAGAUUGCUUCAUGUGAUACUAUUCUUGAGGUAAUGUAAAUUAAUUUUCAGUAGCAAAAUAGGCCAGUCUCAAAUUUUUAAAAUUCAUACUUAGCAUCGAGGUUGAGGGGUAUAAAACAAAAGAGGAAACACAAUGAAAUUCAGUGAUAGUUCAUUUUUUUUUAGUUUUAUUCCCCUCAACCUCAGAGCCAAGUAUGAAUUUUGAUAUAAUGUUUGAAACUAGCCUAUAGAGUGUUUUCAAUCACAUAGCCAGCAUGCAGCUAUGCAAAAUUUAAUUUAUUGCUGCAAAAGAAAACAUUUACAUAAGAAAACAGUUCAGCUCCCAUGGGACUUGUUUGGGACACCAACAUGGUGGACAUGACCUCAUCUGUUAAAGCUCUUUUAGACCUCACAUUUGCAGUGUGUGAUGGUAAAAGCCUGUGGUAGUUACAGUUUUCAGUGACGUUGAUUCAUGUCUGUACAUGCACAUAGUAGUACAUGUCUGUAUAAAUACCCUACAUCAGAAGUACAGUUGAUAUAGAAUGCUCAAUUGAUAUAUUUCAAUUUUUUAUUAAUACUCACAAUUAAACCAUAUUCAUAAAUGGCAGUACAUUUGUUAUGACUGAGUUUUUCAGCUUGGGUUAAUUAGUCUUACUAGCCUCAUUUAAGAAUGAAUAUUUUUUAAAAUUUUCCACAUAAACUAAAAUUGAUAUGAAAUGAUUAUUUGUUUAUGUUACCAGACAAAUAUUAAUAUAUCAAAUUAUAUGAAGAACUGUUUUUGAAGACUGUAAUAUGCUGCUGGCACCUUGAAACAUUAUUUUUCUUCCCUAUUUAUUUCCUAUUGUUUUAUUUUGUUUUAUCUUUGGGUGAAUUAGAGUAUGGAAAAAAUGCUUACAAGUUUUCAGGUAAGCAAAGUUAUAAAUUAAUAUGACCCCUGGUUUAACACUGUGCUAACUUACAGUAACUUAUACCUCCCAACUUUACUUUUCUGCCAGGCGUAAGAAAUAAUUUAUUGGUCUGCAGGCAUGAGCAGGUAUAAGAUACCAGCGUUCUACUUCCAGAUGUUAGUAUCAUGCCUAAAAACUUGUAGAAAGGUAGGUAUGUAAUAUUUACUCAAAUGGGCACAGCAGCGCUUUUUGAAUUUGUCAUGCCUCAAAUGCUGUGCUUAUUAAAGGACCAUGCUUAUGUUCCUCAGUCUUCUCUCAACUUUAAUUCUCAGUAAUCUACAAUCCACCACAGUCAUUCCGAUCAUCCUAUUCAUCCCAGUCAUCCAAUAAUCACAGUCAUUCCCAGUCAUUUCUAGCCAUCCCAGUCAUCUUAGUCAUACCUAGUCAUCCCUACUCAUCCCAGUCAUCCCAAUAUCUCCAAGAAUCCCUAGUCACCCCACUCAUCCCAAGUCAUCCUUAGUCAUCUUAGUCGUCCCAGUUAUCCCAGUCAUCCAUAUAGUCAUCCCAGUCUUUCCAGUAAUCCCUAGUCAUCUCAGUCAUCCCUAGUCAUCCCAGCCAUCCCGGUCAUCCAGUCAUCUCAGUCAUCCCGGUCAUCCUAGUCAUCUCCAGUCAUCCCUAGCCAUCCCGCCAGUUAUACCUGGUCAUCCUAGUCAUUCGAGUUAUCCCUCGUCAUCUUAGAUAUAUCACUCAUCCCAGACAUCCCUAGUCAUCCCUAGUCUUUCUUAGUCAUCCUAGUCAUUCCAGUCAUCCGGGUCAUCCCAGUCAUCCAAGUCUUCUCUAGUCAUUUCAUUUGUCAUCCCAUUCAUGCUAGCCAUACCAUUCUUGCCGGUCAUCUUCAUCAUCCCAGUCAUUCCUUGUCAUCCCACUCGUUCCUUAUUUCAGUCGCUGAUCUGCAGUUUUGGUGGGUAAUUCUGGUUCUUUAAUGAAAAGCCGAUGAAAACACGGACUAUUUUCAUAGACAGUGGGAGAAAAGGGGAGAUUUUUUUUUUAAUUUUUGAAAAAAACAAUUAGCAAAUGUACAAUAGGUACAUAACAUUUAUUAUCUUGUAACUCUUUAACAUUUGAGUGCUAAAUACCAUGCUUAUUUGUGGCCAUCUUAAUCGGGGAGGCGCUCAUUUGAGUAAAAUGGUACUUACCUUUGACAACAGCAGUGGGAGGUGUUUCAUUUAAACUAAAUUGCUAUGUGUUUGUUUGCUUUUCUGUUAGUGACCAACCUUUAGAUUUCUGAAAUGGCCUUAAUUUAGGAUUAAUUGUAUGCUUUCCUAACAGGAAGAUCUUGGGAGCAUAAGUUCAGAAAUCCAAACUCUUCAAGAGCAAUCAUUAUCCAUGAACAUCAGAUUGAAAAACAGACAGGUAAAGAAAGAAAAUUUGAUAAACAAAUCAACACUUCUGUGAAACUGUAUUGGACGUAAAGUUUAGCCGUGUAUCAGAUAGUUGUAUAAACUCAUUAAACAUUAAUUUUUGUUGUUUCUUCUUUAAGAAUUACUAAUGAGUUUCUGAAGCUCUUGUAAGCGACCACCCUCUAUUGUUUACCAUGCAGUCGCUUCUUAUGAGAGCUCAUUCGCGUAAGUGACCAGCACCAGUUACAACCUUUCUUCAAAUUUCCAAGGUGGCCACUAACGAGUAGACUACAAGUAGUCCCCAUUUUUCUUCAACGUCAACGAAUGGCUAAAAACCAACAAACUGUCCUUGAACAUAAAAAAAUCAAAUUUUGUAAUCUUUCGUCCCCGGCAAAAGAAUAUGCCCUUCAUACCUAGGAUUAGAAUUUUUGACUCCGUGACUAACACCUACGCAAACCUUGAAAUGAAAGAUUAUGUAAAAUACCUUGGCUUAAUGAUUGAUUCAAAUCUUUCAUGGAAAUACCAUAUCGAAUCUGUCUGUCACAAAAUCAGCAAGUCGAUAGGAAUUAUAGCUAAAAUUCGACAUUAUGUCCCGCGUCGUGUUUUACUUUCAGUUUACAACUCAUUAAUUGUCCCUUACUUGACUUAUGGUAUUUGUGGUUGGGGAAAUUGUGCCUUGACAUUUCAACGAAAGAUCGUAACUCUACAAAAACGGGCCUUACGUCUCAUUUACUUCAGUAAGUCUAAGGAACACGCCUGCACCCUUCUUUCUCAAAUCAAAUUGCCUUCCCCUGCCUAGCAUAUUUUUCAGAGAUUGUAGCUAUUUAUUGUAUGAUAUCAACAGACAGACAGCACCAGUUAGUAUUCUCAAUCAGUUCGUUAAAACAAGUCAGAUUCAUAACUACAGAACAAGAUCUGUCUCUAGCGACUCGUUUUAUGUUAAGUUCUCUAGAACCGAUAAAAUGUAUGCCUUUUUCACGAGAAUCGGUGCCCAAAUUUGGAACUCUAUUCCGAUUCGAUUAAAAUACUUAAACGUCAGUCCUUUCGUAAAAAAAAAUAAAGGAAUUAUUACUAAAUUUUUUUGCGGUCAGAAGAUGAUUAUGUCAAGUCUCCCGCCUUAUUAAGUUAUUUAAUACUUUAGUUAACCUCUCUUCGUAAUCGUUAUGUACAUGCCUUGUUUUUUGUUUUUUGUUUUAUGUUAGUUUAAACUCUAUUUACUGUAUUGUAGUGUCUUCACUGUUAUUUAGUCCAUCUAUAUAUAAUUCUUGUUUUGUAAUAUGUCUUCAGCUCCCCCCGCCUCGAUUAGUUCAUAAGCUAUUUGCGGGUGGGAAAGUAAUGUAAUUAGUUAUUUUCCAAUUUUCAAUAAAAUUUGUUGUUGUUGUUGUUGUUGUUGUAUAGUAGAGCAAGUGAAAUGUGAGCACACAUGAAAGCACCCCACGUGAGAAAGGCGAGAUGCAGUCGAGAGAGUCUUGCCUUUCUCAUGUGGGAUGAUUUUCACGCACUUGGGUUUCGCUCGCUCUACUAACCCUGAGGAAAAAUGGGGACUACUCGUAGUCUACUUACAAGAGCUUUGACUGUAUUGGUCUGUUUGGAAGGUGUUUCUGUAAACUUUUAUCCUGGUCUUGCCAUCUUCCCCUAGAUGGAGGCAGGUGUCUAAAGAAUGGUUGCUGAUUGUGGGGCUUCUAAAAAUCACCAGUUAAUUAAAAACACACAGAUUUUAUAAUGGCAUUUAAUUGCCAAAUCUUGUCUGCCUGCAGGCUGUCAGGGGUGAGCUUAGUCAGUUCGUUGAUGAAAUGGUCAUCACAAGUCCCAUGGUGAAGUAAGUAAAAUUCCUUGAUUAUUAUACCCUAUUCUUAGUCACCAAACGCAGCAGUUCUUAGUGUCUUGACACAACCUCCUCUCCACUAAGGACACUCUCUGUUUAAGGUCUCUUCCACUUUUGAAAGUGGAGUUUUUUUCGCCGUUUACAAAAAAGCACGCAUCGACACAGGCUUACUGUCAUUUCUCGCCAUAGCUGGCGAGGCAACUAUGAAGAGUACUCUUUUAAGCCCAUCUGUUACAUUCUUUCUAUAGGCACAUUUGCGAGACUGCAGUGACAGAGCAGGCAUUUAUUGAACAGCUUCAUGAACUGCACCACAAGAUCGAUUUUGCAAAGGAGCAGUCGUUCAAAGGAGCUUUGUCUGUGAACGAUGUGGGGAAUGAUUUAGAAAAGCUCAAAGUUAAGGUACUGUACCACAGAUCUGCGAUUCAUUUGCCACAAGUAAACUCGGCAUUGUUUACAGUGUACUUCACCUAGACCGAUUGAUUACCUCUUUCAAACCAUAUACUAUGAUGAGUCUUUUAUUCCAUUUCUGUCUGCAUCUCCAACGGCCGCUUUUCACUAGUCUUGUUGAGGUGGGGAAGUCAUACAUGUAGCUGAAUUGGAGGCAUGUGGAAAUGUUCUGGCUCUUGCUAUUCCGAUUCCGUCAAACUUAUAGAAUCCGUUUGUGUCUGAUUUUAUUAUUUAUUUAUUUAUUUAAUUAUUUAUUUUGUUAGGGAAAAUCGCGCUUACGAAUUCUACGGUCGACUCUCUCUUAACGGACACCUCUAUAAGACGGACACGUCCCUAAAACGGACACCUACAGUUGGUCCCUGCCUUUCUUUACUCCCUUUAUUUGACUCUCUCAAAGACGGACAUCUCUCUAAAACGGACACUUACUGCCGGUCCUAAAGGUGUCCGUCUAAGAGGGAGUUGACUGUAUUACCGUUCCAACUCCGGCUUUGUCGCCAGUGAAGGCAGUUUUUUGCCUGCGCGUAGACAUCUUCUGUGUCCUUUGCUUCACCUUAUCUAAAAUACUGUGACGACACCCUUUUAUUUUUUUUUUUAUUUCCCGGCUCUUUCAGGCAGUGCAGAAGAUAAGAAACUAUGUGAUGGAGAAGAUUUACCAGUUUCGUCGACCAAUGACCAAUUACCAGAUUCCACAAAACGCACUUCUCAAGUAUAGGUAAUCCAAGUAUUGUUGUGAUCUACGGGUAUAUUAAUUCCUUCAGUUUUUGUGAUUGUUUGACGUUGGUGUCUAAGUCAGCUAAGUAGUUAGAUGUGUCUGUUUUUGCUUCAUUUUAAAAUGUCUCGUGGUCGUUAUUUUAAACUCGGCUUUUGGUAAGAAGAAGUGAAAUUCUUAAACCAAACACAGGUGCCGGUGUUCAUGUUUGUUGGAAGUUGUUCGAUUGUAAUCUCAGGUCUUUUAUUAGUAAAUGGAACGAAAAAUCGACCUUUUGAUUGCAGAAUAGGAUCAAUAUUGAUAAAAAAAAUCCCACCUUCGACAGUUUGUUUUUAACUUGGAUUUCAGCAAAAAAAAACCUCUUAUUUUUCAGAUAUUUUAAUGAAUUUCUGAUGGCACAUCAUCGUCAAGUUGCGAGAGAAAUAAGAGACGAGUACAUCGAUACCAUGAGCAAGAUUUAUUUUUCCUACUUUAAAACUUACAUCAGCAAACUCCUUAAGCUACAGGUGAGUGUCUUAAGGCCAAACAGUGAUUUUACUCUGGAUACACGAACUCCGAUAUGAGCGUCGUUUUUUAGGAUUAACUCAGUCGGUAGAGUGCUUGCCUGUUGAGCGGGAGGUCGCGGGUUCGAUUUCCCCAGACCGGAUCAAUACUCAGGGUCUUCCUUUAAGUAGCAAGAGUGACCAAAUUCAAUUUUCUCCCUACAAAAUCAAGACAUAAUCAAGGGAAAAUGUUGUGAGAAUCAGUAAAAUAAUCUCCUGGUGGGAAAAUCUUUGAUAUAUAAACAAAUUUUCUUGACCAAUUCUUUAAGGAAAUGUAUGGAGAUCAGUCUGGAGAAUUUGUAUUUGGAUCUAGGGGCUUAAAAGCUUAAGAUAACUGAAAAAUGAAGGUACUACCUUUGCGCUGCCAACGGCUAGACCUUCGCGUGGCUCGGAUGACCACGUUAAGUGGCGCUGCCCGUCUCCAGGGGGAGUAGAUCUUAGUUGUAAGGGCUUUAUUCAAAAAUUUAUCGAUCUCAUAUGAGAUCUUAACGUUUCUGUUUUCUUCACGAUGAGGGAAGGGCGGGGUGGGGUUUACGGUUAUGAGUAGGCUAUUUAGCGUCACGCGCACUUACCUACGUAUAAAUUUUUUUUUCGCUUUAUACUCUCGCCUUCUAUGGGUAAAAUUUAGGAAUACAGUUAAUGUAAGUCCUUGUAGUUUUAACAGACUUUUAUUACUUGUUAUCCAGUUUGAGGAAUCAGCUGAUAGAGACGACCUCAUGGGUGUGGACGACAAUGCAAAGAGAGAUAUCCUUUUCACAAUUGCUAGUCGUUGUUUUGAAGACCUUUUGGGUUCCAUUUCAAACGUUUUUCAGUACUGCCAUUCCCCCUAAGUUACUCUCCAAGAAAAGGAGUAAAGAUGUCUUACUUUUGCGAUUGGUUUAAUUUGUUACCAUUAACGUAUCCGGCCAGGACAGAUAAAACACUUGCGGGAGUUCAAGUGUCGUGUUACUUUUGACAAGGUUGUAGCAUGCAACUGCGUAAUCCGGCCUCACUCUACUCCCAAGCAAAGAUACCCUGUUCCAACCUCGUUCCCAGGGUUCUCUCUUACCCGUCCCUACUGAGCGAGAGAGAGACGACGGGUAGGAGAGAGAACCUGGGAAGGAGGUUGACCCUGUUCUCGUUUUGUACUGUGCUCUGGGUUGUCAGACAAGUACUAUUCAUAAUAUCCAGUGUAGUUCAUUUGUAGUUCUUAACUAUUCACAAGGAUAUUCUCUGCAAAAAUCGCUCUGAAGAAUCGCUCGACUAUUUUCACGCUUGGAAGUCGCGGAAAUGUUCUUACGAGCGAGUUAGAAGAACCUGUGAUUGUGCCUCAUGCGGCACAAAAGACUGAGAAAAAGGUAGGAGAUGUAAGCUUCUGGAUGAAAAAAAAAACAUCGACAAAGAAGAGCAAACAAACAAAAACCAAAGAAGACGUAGACAGAAAAUCCAAGAUCGUGUUCGUCCUUUUUUUUUUUUGCAAUGCUUACCUUUCUUGUGAAAAUAAUUUUAUUUUAUACGAGAAUAGAAAAUAUGUAUAUUUUCAUACCUCUCUUGCUCCGCCUUGACACUCGUGCCCAGUUCACUUGUUCAUCGAAUAGAAUUGCAGAGGAACAGAGGGAUUUGAACAGUCUGGAGGAAAUCCCAAACCACUUUUUAUCAUUAUAGUUUAUUGACACCCUUAAACCCUAACCGUGACUAGCAUCCAAUUUCUCCCAAUGAUAUCACUGCAUAAAGAGGAUGAUCACACAAGAACUUUGAUACGAAUAAAGGGGAUGAUCCGCAACUUUAACAUGCCUUGGCUUUUAAACGAAGCCUCUUGCAUCAGCGGAAGAAGAAAUGCAUGAAAAAUGUGGGUUUAAUUUACUUAUUCGUUUUCCUUUUGUUUUGCAGUACUCUUUUGAAAGCUUAUUCCGCAGCAUGCAUUUUGCUCUGCUCGAUAACAGCUGCAGAGAAUACUUAUUUCUCGCCGAUUUCUUUAUGGCUCAAAAUAAUGCUGCUAAGGAUCUCUUCACAGCUGUCUUUGGAAAAACACUGUCGCUAUUUCUGGUGAGUACACCAGGUGUCUUCGAGUUGAUCAGAAAGGAUCAUUAAACGUUUCUAGUAAACUGCCCACCUACCCCUCCCUUAGGCCAAGAUUAACACUUGCUUCUCACUUAAGGCAAAAUGUUGGCUUAGGGGAGGGGUAGGUGGGCAGUUUCCCACUCCAGAGGGACCUGCAAUAAGAGUUAGUCCUAGAUAGGUGCCCGCCUUAUAGAGAGUCAAAGAAAUUUAAAGAACGGCAGGGUCCAACUCUAGGUGUAUGUGAUAGGGAGGUAUCUGGCCAUCUGAUGUGUCCCGUGUUAAGAAAUAGUCCUUCGUACUUGUUUACUGAACUCCCCCUAUGUAAGGAAACCCUAGACGGUCUUGAAUAGUGGAUUCCACGCCGUGGAUUUCGGAUUCCAGGUAGACGAUUUGAGUCUUUGUCCUGGAACUUCCGGAUUCCUUGAGCUGUAUUCCGGAUUCCAAAGCCCGGGAUUUCGGAUUCCACAAGCAAACAUUUUCCAGAUUCCCUUACACUGGGCGAACUGAACUAAUGAAAAAAAAUACAGUCAACUGAAUAUACGGUGUAUAGACAGGGUGUCUGCUUAUUACGGGGUCUGCUUAAUUCAUUGUACUGUCUGAAUUAUUGCUGUUAUUCAAACCAACAGAAACAAAUGGACACGUAUCUGGAGAGCUGCUUUGAUGCCAUUGGCAUUUUCUUGUGCAUUCAUAUUGUUCAUCGAUACAGAAUUCUUAUGCACAAAAGAAGCGUACCGGCCCUGGACAAGUACGUCUUUAUUCUAUGACUACGUAUUUAUCACCGAAACAGGAUACUUCCGGUACUGCUGUUCCCUAGCAAAGUUUAGGACUUGUGUUACAUGACAAAACGCACUUUACUUGAGUGUCAAUGUAUUUAGCACGCAAUUACUAGUUGAGUACACAAUUCUUACGUCUCCCCGUGGGGAGUGGAUCCGCGCCAUUUCCUCGUGGUCAUACGAGCCACUCAAUGGUCUAGCCAUUCACAAGGCCGCAAAGGCACGAUCAUCAAUUUGCAGUUAUUUUAAGGCUGAGUAUUGGUCUGCCGCGAGAUCGAACCUGCGACCUCCCACUCUGCAGUCGAGCGUUCUACCAACUGAGCUAAUCCUUCAGCGGUACAUAUAUAGCUAGUUAAUUGGCCACUUCAACAUAGCUUGGAUACCAGAGGCUUGUCAUGCGCGGUGUCCGCGGUGUCCUGUUUCGAUCAAGUCUGCUAUCCAGGGUAACCUUGCCAAAAAUCUCUCUAUAGCAUCUCAGUAGUCUGAGAGACUCAAAUCAGGCAGGUAGAACACUUAAACCGGAUUCAUCUUAUUUUCAUUCUUACCGGACAAUAGUACCCAUAAUAACCCCUCAUAUAUAAAUGAGUUCUCCCUGACCACUUUUUUUUUUCCCUGACCACUUUGCGUCUUUCUAGUUCUUAGUCAGUUUGCUUGACUCGUACAUUUAUCAUCGUAUUUGUACAUUUAUGUGUUGACUCCAGAUACUGGGAUACAGUAUUGGAGAUGUCUUGGCCCCGUUUCACAUAUGUCGUGGAGCUUAAUGUUGACAGCGUUCGUAACACAGAUCCACAAAAACUUGGCGUCAUUGACAUAAGACCUCAUUAUGUGAGUAUGGACUGUUUCCUAUAUAUAAAUAAAACUCACUCAUGAGUCACCAUCCUUUAAAAUUUCAACCUUAUUUUUAAGAUAGAGACGAAAAGAGACUAGAAAUAGGCAUUCUUAUGAGUGGUUUCCGUUUGAAUAAGACAUCACAGUAUAUUAUCCACAGAAUAGCAUGUUCCAGGCUUUCAGUUAGUUGGGAUGAGUGAAAAGAAAAAGGAACCCGAGAAAAGAGAAGGGGGAGGACUGGGAAGAGACGGGGUAGUUCCCCCUUCUCCCUGUUUUUUUCUGUCUGUUUGUUUGUUUGUUUGGCGCUUGUUUUUCUUUUCGCCCCUUCCCACUUACCGAGAGUCUGAAACAGCUACCAGAAACAUAUUAGAAAAGAUUGAAGAUGAACACCACCAUUAAUUUCUUCUUUGAGACUGAAAAAAAAAAUUGAAAAAAUAAUGAAUAUAAUCAAUUUAAAAGAAAUAAGUUCGCCUUGUUUUGAGAAGUCACGCUAGUUAUCGGAAAUAAAAAGGAAAGUCAGAACAUGUGGUGACAUUUCCAAUUGUAUACGUCAUACUUAGCAAUAUCCAGAUUUAUACUGACUCCGUUUUAUUUAAUAAAGUCUUUUCAUUCUUUUUUUCAGAUUACCCGUCGAUAUGCGGAAUUCUCUGCUGCCAUUGUCAGUCUAAAUGAAAGUUUUCCGGAUGAAAAGGUUUGAGGAAUAGUCAAACCGUAAAUGUUUUUUACCCUGCCUGAUCUCUUUAACUAACCACUUGACUAACCACUCCCCUUUCUAACCAGUCAUCUUUUUACUCGUCGGGCGUCGCCUUUUCCAAUCACAUCUCAUUUGUUUCUUUUUAACUUCUGGAAAAACGUAAUGAAAUGAAAAAGCUACUUAGACCAUAGACUACAAAACAGUCGGUUUUUUCCCCUCAAAAUCGAUGUCUAGGCGUGUGAGGCGAGAGAAAAAAACUCUCUCCCCAGUCUCGCUCUUCGUUUUCAGCCUCGCUCCAGACCUUUUGUUUGACUGCUCGUGCGUAUUUGAUUGCGCAAAAAGAACUGUUUUGAAGUCUACUUGGACCAUUCAUGCUCGCUAGCACUAUUGAGAACCAUUUCUAUUAAUCUGGUUCUUAUAAGACGAUUAUAACAACCCUUAGUCAAUCUUCUUGUAAUUAUUGUUACCAACUCUUACCAUGUCUUAGGUGAACAAAGUUCUCGCUGCGUUACAAGUUGAAGUGGAGAACUUCAUCUUACGAAUGGCAGCCGAGUUUCCUUUGCGGAAGGAACAACUAAUCUUUCUUAUCAACAAUUACGAUAUGAUGCUAGCCGUGUUGAUGGUACGUAGCCAAGAGUAGUUUAGUAAGGAGAUCAUUGCCAGCAUUUAGGAGAUCUUUUCAGUUGUUACAUAAAGGCCGGCGUAACGUUUUGUUUUGGCUGACUGUGAUGAGUAUUUGUUCGCAUUUUCACAAUUCUACGAUUAGAUCCAAAAUGCUGUUGAAUUUUCGAACAUUCAAGCGAUAUCAGGCUUGGCUUGCAUUUGUGCACUUGGGCUUUACAGUAAAUCUCGAUUUCGGUCUAUUGACGGUUGGGUUAGGUGACUGGUCGAUGUGGUUUAUUGUUUUGAGUUUCACUAUACAAAACUAGUAAAACGAAUACCUCAGAGCCAGCUUUUACAACAAUAAUAAACAAGUCACAAAAGAAAAAAAAGUGAAUGUUCAGCAGAAGCAAGGAAGAACUUGCAAGCAUUGAAGACGUUUAGAACUCCUGGGUUGAAAAAGAAGUGCUUUUAAGAUCUGGUUGAUAUGAUUGCGUUUUGAGUUUGGUCGUGUUAUGUUUGUGAGACGCUAAGUCAAAGAUAGUCAGUCUUUGCACUGUUUGUAGGAAAGGACUUCAGAAGAUUCAAAAGAGGCUGAAAGUUUCCAGCAGUUGCUCACAGCCAGAAUACAGGAAUUCGUUGAAGAGGUGGGCCUUAUAUUUUCUCUACAUUUAUAUCCAUAUUCAUUUUCACAUUCCUAUAGAUAUAUAUAUAUAUGUUUAUUUUCUUGCCCAAUUUGGUUUCUUUUUGAAAGCGAACAUUAUUCAGUGAAACUAGGGUUGUCAGCUAAUUUCCUCCGGUUAAUUCUACUUAUUUGGUUGUCACCAAUUAUUGUUGUUAUGCACAGGUGCUGUCUCCAGCGUUCGGUGGUAUGACUGCAUUCAUCAAAGAAACAGAGCCUCUUCUAGAACGAGGACAGGGGCAGGUUAUUAGACCUGACGAACGUACGUACACGUUGCUUGCGCAGCUCAGGUUGCUUUUAUAAGCUAUUUAUUUGGCGAUAUUAUGUAUUUCAAACUGACUACUUCAAACAAGCCAUUUGUAUCUUUCCAGUUGACAUAGUGCUCUUAUUUUUCUUCAGGCCGCAUUCAGCAGCUAGUGCGUGGAUUCGCCUCUGAUUGGAAGCGAUCAAUAGAAAAUAUCAAUCAAGAAAUCAUGAGAUCAUUCUCCAACUUUAAAAAUGGAACCGCCAUUCUUCAGGUACGCUCUUUCUUGUCAACCCAAUUUCCAGGCUCUCUCCUCUUCCCGUUCUUUCUGUACACCAGUGAGCUUACUUAACAGGGCCCGGUUGCAUAAAACGCCCGUAACAACUACGGGUACAGGUACGUGUACUCGUAACUUAAGUCAGUUGCAUGAAAUCACUUAAGUGGUCCACUUAGGGAAUUCACUUAAGUGGUUGCACUUACGAUUUUCGUAAGUGUUCACUUAAGUGUCGUUUAUGCAACAGAAAUUGCGGGUGUUACAUAAAACUUUUUUUACGAGAAAAAUAGCACGUAAAUUUACGGGACCUAUGUAGGUCCCGUAUCGUUACUGUUUUUACUAAAUUUAACGAGAUCUUUUACUGAGAAGUGAAAAAAAGUAUUUUUCUUCACGUAAUUCGUUCUAAUGCGCUUUGUUAACCUUUGAUGUACACUUUUGUGAAAAAAGAGGAAGAACUAUCAUUUUCAGUAGAUACUGAAGAAAAAUACGUUUGCAAAAACGUUUGCAGGCAAAUUUCAUUUUUUGAGAGGCUUAAAAGUGUUCGAAACGACUUUUAACUUUCUUUACACUCACCGAUGGUUAGCUUAAAAAAAAGAGUGAAUCAUUAAUAAAGAACUAUAUCAAGGUUACGUGUGCCCUUAAGUAAGCCUGUAAGUUACCACGUAAAACAGAAACUUACGAGAGUGCUAAGUGCGUUCCAUGCAACACCCGUAAGUAUACCCAUAACGGAUUUGUAGGUGACCUACUUGAGUGAGCACUAAAGUGCAGGUUUUAUGCAACAGGGCCCAGAACUGCAGGAAGAAGAGGACGGCAAAACGUUUGUGUGUGACAAACGUGACCGGGCUAUUACUUGAGUGUUUUGUCGAGAUCCUCCACUUAAUAUUUCGGUGUUCUGGUCUUGUACAAAAAGAUCUGUUUAAAGGACGGUGAAGUUUAGCGGAAAAAGUUUCCAAACGUAAUUAUUGUCACGUUUGUCACACAAGGUUUGUCGUCUCCUUUCCUCUGCGGUCCUAUCGUUUAAGUUCACAACUGCUCUGGGGUACGGAAAGGAGAUAGACAUAUUAACGCGUGUGUUUUCCCCUUUUUUCAUUGUUAUUUUAUUUUAUUUUUUACUCUACAGGCUGCUCUUACACAACUGAUUCAAUAUUACCACAGAUUUCAGAAAAUCCUUUCUCAACACCCAUUCAAGCGCCUACCCAUUCGUAGUGAACUAAUUAACAUACAUCAUGUCAUGGUAGAAGUCAAGAAACACAAAACAACGUUUUAAAUUACUGUUGGAUCGAAUCUGGAAAUCCGUGAGGAUUCAAAAGUUGAUAAUGGCGACAGAGCAUUUUUUCACUAAUGUACGGGAUGAACGUAUCAAAGUGCACAAGAGCCCAGCAAUGGUAAAGACUAUUGACUGAAUGGGUGUAUAUCCCUCUAGGUUGAAAUUCAUGGAUAAUGCAGUUAGCUUUAUGCACACGCCAAACGAAAACCAGUUAUGAAAGCUGCUAUAAAUAACUGAUUAAGGUCAGAACUCUGUGAGUUGCACCCACGGUUAGUGCAGUACGAAUAAAGGACAAUCUGUUAUAGUUCGCAUGCACUACCGUUGUACGUGUUUCAUGGCCAACAAAUGCAUUGGAUGCUGUGGAACACAGUGUUAACACAUUUGGGGGGACGAGAACUGUCCACCUUCAACUCUGCAUGAAAUGGUACAACGAUCUAAAAAUUUCCGUCGAAUGUCCUUUUGUCUGUGAUUAAGAAGCCUAUCCGUUAUGGUCAUAGGUUUUGUUCGAAAACAACUGAGUCAUCGUUGUAUCCUGCCCAUGCAUGGACACAUUCGGCUACCCUGACUUUAAAGCGGUGAUUCCAAUGUUUACAAGGAGCGUUGUAAUAAAAAGGGUAAAGAAAAAUUUAAAACUCAACUGUUCCAAAAACAGUGCAAAAUAUGAAAAUGCCAAAAGCUUGACGUUUACAUACAUCGUGUGACGAACGAGGGGAUGUUUCGCUUGAGAGCACUUCUAGAAUCGUCUGCUGCAUACCAAAUUAGGUCAUUUUAAUAGAGAGGAGUGUAUAGUUUUAGACGAUAAAAUGACUUCAUUAAACUAUGUCAAAACAAAAUAAGAACAUUGAUUAAAGACAUUUUGCC